AUGGCAGUGAAUCGUGAGGUUUCGCAACCACUCAUGCCAAUUUUUACUGGUGAAAAGUAUGAGUUUUGGAGUAUGAAAAUGAAAAAUCUUUUCAAAUCGCAGGGGGUUUGGGAGCUGGUGGAAGCAAGCUUUGUGGAUCAAGCAAGCUCUGACAAGGAGGCAGACAAAUUGAAAGGGAUCAAAAAGAACGACGCCAAAGCAUUGUUCCUGAUUCAACAAGCAGUGCAUGACACAAUUUUUGCAAGAAUUGCAGCAGCAACUACAUCUUCGGAGGCAUGGAAUAUUUUGAAAAAGGAAUUUCAAGGUUCAGCCAAGGUGAUUACGGUAAAAUUGCAGACUUAUCGUCGUGACUUUGAAACUCUUUUUAUGAAAAGUAAUGAAUCUAUUCAGACAUAUUUGUCUAGAGUUUAUUCUCUUGUUAAUCAAAUGAAGUCUUAUGGUGAAGAUAUAUCUGAGGAAAUUGUUGUAGCAAAAGUUUUAAGGAGUCUUACUCCAAAGUUUGAACAUAUUGUUGCCGCGAUAGAGGAAUCUCAUAAAUUAUCUGAUUAUACUUUUGAUAAACUAAUGAGUUCUUUGCAAGAUCAUGAAGAGAGGAUCGUAAGGUCACAUGAGAAAAAUGAAGAGAAAGUAUUUCAGGUAAAGGGGGAGUCCACUCCUAAAGAGGAUAAGUUAGAAAACUUUGCAAAUCGUGGCCGAGGCAGAGGUGGCUUUCGAGGAAGAGGUCAUGGAAGAGGCCAAGGAAGGAGUCAAGAUAGAGGAGGAUCAAAUGAAGAGAAGCAUAACAGAAUGUUUCUAUGCAAUUACUGCAGAAAAUUAGGUCAUAAAAAAGCUUAUUGCUGGCAAAAACAAAAGGAUGAAAAUAGCCAAGCAAGCUUUGCGGAGGAAAAUGAUGAUGAAA
Capsicum annuum is the source of this 898-nucleotide messenger RNA. RefSeq lists its product as uncharacterized. The record is from RefSeq and is a predicted model, not a curated record. Lineage: Eukaryota; Viridiplantae; Streptophyta; Magnoliopsida; Solanales; Solanaceae. The transcript has a single exon. The annotation marks the transcript as partial.